CGUGCCUGAAGCUUUCAAAGCUCUAAAGUAUCACGGAAGACAACAAACCUUUUCAACACCACACACCUUGAUUGAGGAGAAUAUUGUCGUCACCUUUUCUCCUCCGCAGCCACCCAACAAUCCGCGAACAUGUCGAGAAGAUACGAUUCCAGAACCACAAUCUUCUCUCCAGAAGGACGUCUGUAUCAAGUUGAAUAUGCUCUCGAGGCUAUCUCCCAUGCGGGAACAGCGUUGGGCAUAUUGGCAAAGGAUGGUAUCGUCUUGGCAGCAGAGAGAAAGGUUACGAGCAAGCUCCUCGAGCAGGAUACUUCGGCAGAGAAGCUCUACAUCUUGAACGACAAUAUGAUUUGCGCCGUAGCAGGCAUGACCGCCGAUGCGAAUAUCCUCAUCAAUUACGCCCGCCAAGCUGCCCAAAAAUACCUCCUCACCUACAACGAAGACAUUCCCUGCGAACAGCUUGUCCGCCGAUUAUGUGAUCUCAAGCAAGGCUACACGCAACAUGGUGGUCUGCGACCUUUCGGUGUUUCUUUCAUCUAUGCUGGUUACGAUCCUCAAAGACAAUUUCAAUUGUAUCAGAGCAAUCCCAGUGGUAAUUAUGGUGGAUGGAAGGCUACAAGUGUCGGUGCAAACAAUGCCAGUGCGCAAAGUUUGUUGAAGCAAGAUUACAAGGAAGAUUGCGAUCUCAAGGAGGCGUGUGGUAUGGCGGUCAAGGUGCUGAGCAAGACCAUGGAUUCGACCAAGCUGAGCAGUGAGAAGAUCGAGUUUGCUACAGUAGGAAAGACGAAGGAUGGGCGAAUUUACCACCACUUGUGGGGUGCGGAUGAGAUUAUGACAUUAUUGAAGGAGCACGAUUUGGCCAAGGACGAGAGUGGUGCAGAUGGCGGAGAUCGUGUGGUCAGCUAGAUUUCGUCCUUCGGUCCCUUGUGGCUAUGUAACAAUAGAGACUGCAUAUCAGAG
Messenger RNA from Mollisia scopiformis, 957 nucleotides. RefSeq names its product N-terminal nucleophile aminohydrolase. Lineage: Eukaryota; Fungi; Ascomycota; Leotiomycetes; Helotiales; Mollisiaceae. Gene Ontology annotation, biological process: ubiquitin-dependent protein catabolic process. The transcript has 4 exons. Gene Ontology annotation, cellular component: proteasome core complex, alpha-subunit complex; cytosol; nucleus. The record is from RefSeq and is a predicted model, not a curated record. The coding region runs from base 130 to 903 and encodes 257 amino acids.